Molecule: messenger RNA, 1082 nt
Organism: Medicago truncatula (barrel medic)
Lineage: Eukaryota; Viridiplantae; Streptophyta; Magnoliopsida; Fabales; Fabaceae
Source: RefSeq, a predicted model, not a curated record
CAUAGAGAUAUAUCUUGAGUAGCAUAUUACAAUAAUUUAAAAACCAAAGAAAUACAAACAAUAAUGUCUUUCUCCUCCUCCAACUUCUAUGUUAUUCUAUCCAUCUCCUUAACAGUCUUCAUCUUGUUAUUCAAUAUCAAUAAGGUGAACUCAACAGAACUCACUUCUUUUACCAUCACAAAGUUUAGCCAAGACCAAAAGAAUCUAAUCUUCCAAGGCAAUGCCAUAACUACCUCGACAGGGAAGUUACAACUUACCAAGGCAGUCAAGAACUCUAUUGGCAGAGCUCUAUAUUCUGCUCCUAUUCAUAUUUGGGAUAGCAAAACAGGAGACGUGGCUAACUUCGAAACACUCUUCACUUUUGCCAUAACUGCUCCUUAUAGUAGCAAUGUUGCCGACGGUUUGGCCUUCUUCAUUGCACCGGUUGAUACUCAGCCACAAAACAUCGGGCGUGCAGGAUUUCUCGGAGUUUUCAACAGCGAAACUUACAAUAAAUCGAUUCAAACAGUUGCAGUUGAAAUUGACACUUUUCAUAAUACUUGGGAUCCAAAAAUAAAUAGACAUAUUGGCAUCAAUGUAAACUGUAUUAAGUCAAUAAGCACUACAUCAUGGGUUUUGGAAAAUGGAAGAGAGGCUAAUGUUUUGGUAAGGUUUGAUGCUCACACUAAUGUGUUAAGUGUAGUUUUGUCUUAUCCAGGACUUCCUGAUAGUUAUAUCCUUAGUGAUGUUGUGCCUUUGAAAGAUAUUGUUCCUGAGUGGGUAAGGAUUGGUUUCUCAGCAGCCACUGGUGCAGAAUUCGCAGAACAUGAUAUUCGUUAUUGGUCUUUUCAUUCGGAGCUGAGCCUAGUUUUUAAUAACAACAAUGCUAAUGUUUCAAGCUCUGUCCAGUCUGCAUAGUUGAAAACUUGUUUCAUUAUGUAGUACAGAGAUGAUAAAUGGUCAUUAUCAUGUAGUAGAAUGGUCACAAUCGUAUCUGUUUUUUGUUUUCCGAAUAAUAUCUGUAAUGCUAUCAUAUAUGUCCUUCAAUGUGUUUUUUAUUUCCAACCCAACACGAUAAGAAUAUGAGAGAAAGUUGUUCAAAA